Messenger RNA from Tyto alba (common barn owl), 1803 nucleotides. RefSeq names its product mitochondrial dynamics protein MID51. Bases 111 to 1505 code for a protein of 464 amino acids. The record is from RefSeq and is a predicted model, not a curated record. Gene Ontology annotation, cellular component: mitochondrial outer membrane. Gene Ontology annotation, biological process: mitochondrion organization; positive regulation of mitochondrial fission. NCBI's taxonomy places the organism in Eukaryota, Metazoa, Chordata, Aves, Strigiformes, Tytonidae. The transcript has 5 exons.
AGAUGAUUAACACUCCCUGCCUGCCACUGUCUUGAAGAAGUCUGGAAGGUGCUUCCUCAGGCACACCAGGAGGGCUCUCCUCUUCACAAAUGCAUUAGGUCACAGGUGAGAUGGCAGGCGCUGGGCAGCGCAGAGGAAAAAAAGAUGACAACGGCAUCGGCACAGCCAUCGACUUCGUGCUGUCCAACGCCCGGCUUGUGCUGGGUGUGGGUGGAGCAGCCAUGCUGGGCAUCGCCACGCUGGCCGUCAAACGGAUGUACGACCGGGCAAUCAGUGCUCCCAGCAGCCCCACUCGCUUGAGCCAGUCAGGAAAGAGAAGCUGGGAAGAGCCAAACUGGCUGGGCUCCUCCUCACGCUUACUGACCCAGGAUAUGAAGACGAACCUCAGCCGCUCCCUGCAGACCCUUCCCACCGAUCCUUCGGCCACAGACACAGACUUUUUCCGACCCACAAGGCCCAAGCCAUCUGCCAAGAGGAGUCAAGUGGAGCUGAAAAAAUCCCGCCUUCGUCUGUCUCUGCAAGAAAAGCUCUUUGCUUAUUAUCGGAGGAAGGUGGCUAUCCCAGCAGAUGAGCAGGCCCGGGCCAAGCAAGCAGCUGUGGAUAUCUGUGCGGAGCUGCGCAGCUUCCUGCGUGCCAAGCUGCCGGACAUGCCCCUGCGUGACAUGUACCUCAGCGGCAGCCUGUAUGACGAUCUGCAGGUAGUGACAGCUGACCACAUCCAGCUCAUUGUGCCUCUGAUGCUGGAGCAGAACCUGUGGUCCUGCAUCCCCGGAGAGGACACUAUCAUGAACAUUCCUGGCUUCUACUUGGUGCGUCGGGAAAAUCCAGAGUACUUUCCCCGUGGGAGCAGCUACUGGGACCGCUGUGUGGUGGGAGGUUACCUUUCCCCCAAAGCUGUAGCAGACACCUUUGAGAAAGUUGUAGCUGGCUCCAUCAACUGGCCAGCAAUUGGGACUCUCUUGGAUUACGUGAUCCGUCCAGCAGCUCCCCCAGCAGAUUUGACACUGGAAGUCCAGUAUGAUCCAGAACGGCAUCUUUUUAUUGACUUCCUGCCAUCCCUGACCCUGGGUGACAUCAUCCUUGUGGCCAAACCCCAUCGAUUGGCCCAGAAUGACAAUUUGUGGCGACUGAGCCUGCGGCCAGCAGAAACAGCUCGCCUCCGGGCCCUGGACCAGGGUGAUUCUGGCUGCCGUUGCCUGUGCCUGAAGAUCUUCAAAGCAGUAUGCAAGUCAAACCCAGCCCUGGGUCACCUCACUGCCAGCCAGCUCACCAAUGUCAUCCUGCACCUAUCCCAAGAAGAGUCCGACUGGUCCCAGGACAUGCUGGCUGAUCGCUUCUUGCAGGCGCUGAAGGGGUUGAUCCGUUAUCUGGAGGCAGGUGUUCUGCCUAGUGCUCUGAACCCCAAGGUGAACUUGUUUUCAGAGCUAACCCCUGAAGAAGUGGAUGAGUUGGGCUAUACCCUCUACAGCUCUCUGUCAGAGCCAGAGGUUUUGCUGCAGACGUAAUGGGGCCUUACCUAGGGAAGUCUUGAUAAGGUUUAGCCACGGUGGACUUCGAUUACUGCGAAAUAUGUCUCCUCCACUUUUCUCUCUCUCUCUGUCUCCUUUUGGCUCAUUAUUAUUUCCUGCUGUGGAGCUGGUGCUCCCACUGAAUUUCUUGGUGCUACAGGUCCGUUUCCAUCAUUUCUGCCCCAACAGGUACCGACUGGCUAGGGAAAAGAGGCUAAAAUUGCCCCUCUAAGAUCUUUGCAUAAAUUCUGCACGUUUAAGUGUCUACCAAAAAAAAAAAAAGGCAAACUAUGCA